Molecule: messenger RNA, 1087 nt
Organism: Raphanus sativus (radish)
Lineage: Eukaryota; Viridiplantae; Streptophyta; Magnoliopsida; Brassicales; Brassicaceae
Exons: 1
Coding region: 207-935 (242 amino acids)
Source: RefSeq, a predicted model, not a curated record
AAUCUCAACACAUUCAUCUUUCUCCCUUCACACAAAAACCAACAAGCUUUCUCUCACCAUUAAAUUCCUAAAAGUUUAUUUCCUUUCUGAUUUCCUAAAAGUUUUGAGUCUUUAUAUUAUAGUUUUAUAUGUUUUUGGUUUGGUGAUUUUUAAUCAGAUUUUCCAGGUCUACACAUUAACCAAAGACCUCGGUCUCUCCGUCAUCAAUGGGAAGCGCAACAUCUCUGAACCUUGCUAGAAGCGAGAAAGAGAAUCCAUCCCUAAGUCAGAGAGAGUCAUCGCUUAUUGCACGAGACAGAGAGGAUUCUAAAACCCUAGUUGAAGCCAAAAGCAAAGAAGAGGAUUCGUCGACAAAGCAAGGAGAGUCACGAGACGUGGACGAAGAAUCUAAAACCCUAACUCAAGAUUCGAACGAAACAACAGAGAAAGAAGAUGAAGAUAAUGAAGAGUGCGGUUUUUGCACUUACAUAAAGGGAGGUGAGUGCAAGGAAUCAUGGAUAGAACUAGAGAAGUGCUUGGCUGAAGCCAAGAAUAACGACGGUGAAAGUAACGUCACGAAGUGCAAGGAGGCGAGAAAGAUGUUCAAGACUUGUAUGUAUGACAACCCUGUUUACUAUGAGCCCGCUAUUGCUGCGGAAACUUAUAUGGUCGCCAAGAUGUUAAGUGAUCGUCAAGCCAAAAACGAGGCCUUUCUUGUUGACAAGGCUCAAGUCGUUGCCAAGAUGUUAAGCGAGCUGCGAGCUGAGAAGGAGGCCAUUCUUUCUGGUGAUUCUGCAUCCAUUGUUAAUGCGUUAAACAAGUCGCAAAAAGAGGAGGAACGCAUUGACAUUCUGCCUGCUGAGGCUGAAGCUAUUGCGAAGAUGUUUAGCGAGAUGGAAGCGAAAAAGAAAAAGGAUAAGGAGGACAAGGAAGCAAAAGGUUCCGAGGAAAACUAGUGACUAAAUUUGAUAGACUGAGAGUGAUCAUAUAUACUGCGUGUGAAUGUGUCCAUUGAUGAAUAUUCUGAUCCUUUCUUGUUUCUCUUUAGUUUUGUUUAGCCCACCACAACAUCUCUAUUCAGAUUUAUAAUAAUAAAGACGAAUUUAUA